Messenger RNA from Pelodiscus sinensis (Chinese soft-shelled turtle), 414 nucleotides. The record is from RefSeq and is a predicted model, not a curated record. Lineage: Eukaryota; Metazoa; Chordata; Testudines; Trionychidae.
GCCGGGGGUCUGGGAGCGUCCACAAUUAUAUAUUAACCACUCAGCCACCCAGGGGAGAAGACACAAGGGAAGAGGCUUCCAAAGGAAAAGCGGAGCUUUCGGGGAGCAGAGGCCUCUCGCGGUGCGAUGGGGAGAGCCGCGGUCUACCUCCUGGCUGUGUUUGCGCUCAGCCUGCCAGCUGUGUCUCACGGCCAGCCGCUAGGCACCCUGAUCGCCCCGAGCGUCCUGCGGGUGGAGAGCGAAGAGAUGGUCGUGGUGGAAGCCCACGGCCACCCUGGCCCGCUCGAGGUGACGAUCACCGUGUCCGACUUCCCCCAGAGGAAGAGUGCCCUGGUUACGACCACCAUCAUCCUGAACGCUGGGAACGGCAUGAUGAACUCUGCCAAAAUAAAGGUGAGGCUGGUGGGAAGCUAA